This is a messenger RNA of Symsagittifera roscoffensis, 1711 nucleotides long. RefSeq lists its product as uncharacterized. Lineage: Eukaryota; Metazoa; Xenacoelomorpha; Acoela; Convolutidae. The transcript has 5 exons. The record is from RefSeq and is a predicted model, not a curated record. The coding region runs from base 20 to 1669 and encodes 549 amino acids.
UUUAAAUUCAGAUUAAUAAAUGAUUUCGAAAAAAGAAAUGGCUGACAUUGAUAGUGAAUGCUUUGCCCAAGUGCUCAGUGAACAUAAUUACCUUGCAUGUUGUUUUCCAGAGGAACCAAUUAUAGCUUCUUACGUUGAGAAGCUAAUGGAAGCUAAUUUUGACCAAUGCAAGGGUUUGAUGGAUAAAAAUCACUUCUUAUCCCGCUUCCCUUUGCACAAAUUGCGAGACGCGUUUAUCAUUAUGCUUCAAGUCGAAAGGAGUUAUUUUUCUCUAGAUUUUAUUGCGAACAAGAGGCAACUUGGAAGAUGGCAAUCUCAGGGCCAAGACUGCAUAAAUGUGCUUGAGUCUAUUGAACUGACAAUGUCGACAUCUCAUGAAACCGAGUUACCCCUUAGUACGAUGCUUUCGAAUCUGAAAACAUUCCUUGACAUUCGGCGGGAGCUGGCAAUGUUUUAUGACAGUCUGGCAGCUAUAACAUCUCUAGAAUCAGUUCUCGAUGUUUAUAGACUCCAAUGCUUCGAGUCAAUAAACACUGCGCAAAGCUGGCUCUCAUGUCUUGCGCCUUUGAAACAAAAUGUGAUGCUAGAAAUGAUGCUGGUGGAACUUAUCGCGGAUUCUGUCAGACACAUCAACCAUCUUCAAAUAACUUCAGCGCUGAAUUGCUUGAAGCGUGCUGAGAAAUGUUUGGCAGCCUUAGCAAGUUUACGUAGCAAUGUGUUUGACAUCGCCGCAACAUUUACGCCAGGCUCAAUUUCAGCGUCUUCUGUUCAGAGUAAAGCGGCGUCUAGUACAGCAGCAAGGACCCUUUCAGCUGUGUUUUGGGGCUCUUCGUCCAAACCAAAGAAUAAUAUUUUGACGUAUUUGUCUGGCGUGACUUCUUUUCUAUCUGCCCUUUUCGGAUGCUACUUCUCCAACAACCUCAACAGAAUAUCAGCAGCUGAUCUCUUCCCAGAGUGGGAGAAAGUAUUCCACUCCAAGAACUGGAUUUCAUCUUCCCUCUCCACCUUCUCCAAAACGAACAAAGUCUCCUGCUGGAUCUUGUUUAACCAGUCAAAUGAAGGACCAGAAAAAGGCGAUCCGGCUAGGGAUAUCGAAGCCUUCCUGCUCAGUGGAAUCUGUGGGUCUCCAUCUCUUAAUCUCAAGUACCAUGGUAUCGAACUAGUACACAGUAUAGUUCAUUCCGAUUCACAGCAGGCGUCUUGCGUGGAAACUUUUCUAGAAGCAGUUUGUAAGUUGCUGAGAGUGAAAUGGCGAAGUUUAUCAAUCGGGUCAUUUUACUCCAACGAGUAUGUUGAAAUUUACAAAGAUUUGGACAGAAGCUCGGAAGGUUUUGGGAGUAGCCAGGCCAAUUCAAAGUCAAUAGAUAGCUACGAGACUGCGUUUGAACAAAUGGUUCGCUUUUUGUGUUGCCGUUACGAUGACAACUUUGUGAUUAUUACUUCACUUCCAUUGGGUUUCUCACAAUUGGCCCAACCGAGUUUACUGAAUUCGCCGACGGCGCCAUCAUUUUCGCCCUCUUCUCGUCAAGGCAGUAUGGACCUCGGAAGUCCAACCGGAAUGGCAAAGAGCAGAAAGACAGCAAAGCAAGAUAUCUCAUUUAAAACUGCACUACAUGCUACUCUGAGAAAGAUCAAAGGAAUCUCUUCGCUGUCUGUGGCCCAGCCUUGAACUUAUAAUAACUGAUGAUUUGUUAGACUAACAUAGUUAGAG